Molecule: messenger RNA, 5847 nt
Organism: Chinchilla lanigera (long-tailed chinchilla)
Lineage: Eukaryota; Metazoa; Chordata; Mammalia; Rodentia; Chinchillidae
Product: ATP-binding cassette sub-family A member 8-A-like
Exons: 40
Coding region: 315-5180 (1621 amino acids)
Biological process (GO): lipid transport; transmembrane transport
Cellular component (GO): intracellular membrane-bounded organelle; membrane
Molecular function (GO): ABC-type transporter activity; ATP binding; lipid carrier activity
Source: RefSeq, a predicted model, not a curated record
UCAACAGGCCAAGAAAAUUGCAACCGUGCCUUCUCCACAAAGCAAUCUGACUGGGAGCUUUCAGAGCAGGCAGAGUUCCAGUAAAGAAAGUCAUACAGACCAGUAAGAAAUGUGAGCCAUUUUCUUGGAACUAACAAGAUCCCAGAAUGAAGUGAAUUUGUAGAUCAUUUUCUUCAGAUGCUCCAAAAGUUCACCACCCAGAUACCUUGUUACCUGUGGAAAGAGAGUCAUUGUAUCUAUGAUAUAGUCCCAUUUACACUGCCAAAAAGUACAGAAUAAUUCGGGUCCAAAAAUCUGGUGUGUUAAACAGCAAAAUGGUGAAAAGAAAGAUAAGUGUGUGUCAACAAACAUGGGCCCUAUUUUGCAAGAACUUGCUUAAAAAAUGGAGAAUGAAAAGGGACACUUUGAUGGAAUGGUUGUACUCGGCACUUUUACUAGUGACUUUGUACACAUUUUCCACGCUUCAUAAUGUUUAUGAUUUUUCAUCAAUGCCUUCUGUGGAGCUGGGACGCAUAGAUUCAUUUAAUGAUUCCAGAUUUGUGAUCGCAUACACACCAUUCAAUGAAACCACUGAAAGGAUAAUGAAUAAAGUCUCUUCUGCCUCCUUCAUGAUGGGAAGAAAAGCAAUAGCUUUUCCAGAUGAAGAAAAUAUGACAGAACUAAUUUCAACCCACUAUGAAGAUGUAGUGAGAGUCAUAUUUACCAGUCCUCUCUCUUAUCAUUUGAAGUUCCUCAGAGGAUUUCGGAUCCCAAGUAUGCAAGAGCAUCAAGACCAUUCAGCUCAUUGCUAUGAAUUUGGAGAUGGUUUUGAUUGUGGCAUUUCACAGUUCUGGACAAAAGGUUUUGUGACUCUUCAAGCUGCUAUUAAUGCUGCUAUUAUAGAAAUCACAACAAAUCAAUCAGUGAUGGAAGAAUUGAUGUCAGUUACUGGAAAACACAUGAAGAUAGAUCCCUUUGUUCAUCAAGAAGGACUGAUAACAGAUUUCUUCAUUUUUACCUGCAUUAUUUGUUUCUCCCCAUUCACUUACUAUGUCUCACUUAAUGUCACAAGAGAGAGGAAGAGGAUGAAGGGCUUGAUGUCAAUGAUGGGGCUCUGCGAUUCGGCAUUCUGGCUCUCCUGGGGUUUGCUCUACGCUGCUUUUGUCUUCAUUUUGGCCCUUUCCCUGGCAUUUAUUACAAAAUCGGUCCAAUUUGUCAUCCUGACUGGCUUCACGGUGGUCUUCGGCCUCUUUUUCUUCUAUGGACUGUCUUUGAUCACGUUGGCUUUCCUGAUGAGCGUCUUGUUAAAGAAGCCUUUCCUCACCGGCUUUGUUGUGUUCCUUGUCACUGUCAUCUGGGGGAGCCUGGGGUUCAUGGCGUUAUACCGAUACCUUCCUGCGUCUUUGGAGUGGAUUUUAAGUUUGUUUAGCCCUUUUGCCUUCACACUUGGAAUGGCCCAGCUCUUACACUUGGAUUUUGAUAUGAAUUCUAAUGCGGAUGCAGUGGGUGACUCAAAUCUAAUUAUAGUUACAAUUUUCAUGUUGUUCCUUGAUAGUUUCUUCUAUCUGACAUUGACGUUUUAUUUUGAAAAAAUUUUGCCAAAUGAAUAUGGACAUCGACAUUCACCCUUGUUUUUCCUGAAUUCCUCAUUUUGGCAUCAACAAAAACCAGCUGAUCAUACGGCCCUUGAGAGUGAAACAGAGCCUGAGUUUUCUGAUGAGGCUUUUGAACCAGUGUCUACAGAAUUUCAAGGGAAAAAAGCCAUCAGAAUCAGAAACCUUACCAAAGAAUAUAAAGGAAAGCCUAAAAGUGUAGAAGCUUUGAAAGACCUAGCAUUUGACAUAUAUGAAGGCCAGAUCACCACAGUACUUGGUCACAGUGGAGCUGGAAAAUCAACACUCUUAAACAUUCUUACUGGGUUGUGUGUUCCUACCAAAGGUUGGGUCACUAUGUACAACAACAAACUUUCUGAAAUGCCUGAUUUAGAAAAUAUCAGCAAGCUCACUGGAGUCUGUCCACAAAGUAAUGUGCAAUUUGAUUUCCUCACUGUGAAAGAAAAUCUCAGGCUGUUUGCAAAAAUAAAGGGGAUUCAGCUACAUAAAGUUGAUAAUGAGGUGCAAAGAGUUUUGCAGGAAUUGGAGAUGAAGAAUAUUCAGAAUACUCUUGCUCAAAACUUAAGUGGUGGACAGAAGAGAAAACUAACUUUUGGGAUUGCCAUUUUGGGAGAUCCUCAGAUUUUCCUCCUGGAUGAACCCACUGCUGGGCUGGAUCCCUUCUCAAGGCACCGUGUGUGGAACUUCCUGAAGGAGCGUAAAGCAGACCGUGUGAUCGUCUUCAGUACUCAGUUCAUGGAUGAGGCUGACAUUCUGGCUGAUAGGAAAGUGUUUCUCUCCAAAGGGAAGCUGAAGUGUGUGGGCUCUUCUUUGUUUCUGAAGAAGAAAUGGGGGAUUGGCUAUCACUUGAGUUUGCAGCUCAGUGAAACAUGUGUUCAUGAAAGAAUUACGUCACUUGUUAAACAGCACAUCCCUGAUGCCAAAUUGUCAGCAGAGAGUGAAGGAAAACUGAUGUAUACGUUGCCUUUGGAAAGAACAAAUAAGUUUCCAGAUCUUUGUAGGGAUCUUGAAAGCUGUCCUGACCUAGGAAUUGAGAAUUAUGGUGUUUCCAUGACAACAUUGAAUGAGGUGUUCCUGAAAUUAGAAGGGAAAUCUGAUAUUGACCAACCAGAUAUUGGGACUUUGGAAGAUGUCCAAGCUGAAGGGACAAGAGACACAGGGAGGCUUUUGGAGCUGGAGGAAAUUGUCUCCUGGCCUGAUGGGAUGAGUAAGGCAAAAGCUGGGAUGGCUCUCUUGGGGCAGCAGGUGCGUGCAGUCGCCAGGGUUCGCUUCUUGAAGAUAAAGCGUGAAAGGAAAGUUCUCUUCACACUGAUACUGAUCUUUGGAGUUGGACUUCUGCAUAUUUUGGCAGCAAAUGCUCGCAAGAUAUUUCAUCAAGAUGACUACUGUUGGGAACUGUCUCCACAGAUGUACUUCCUCACUCCUGACCAACAGCCCCAGGACCCUCUCUCUAACUUACUGAUCAUCAACAAGACAGGAGCAAGCAUUGAUGACUUUAUACAUUCACUGGAGAAACAGAACAUAGCUUUGGAGGUGGACGCCUUUGGAACUAGAAAUGGCACAGAGGAUCCAUCUUACAAUGGAGCCAUCACCGUGUCAGGUGACAGAAAGAGUUACGGCUUUUCAUUGGCAUGUAAUACCAAGAGACUGAAUUGCUUCCCAGUUCUUGUGGAUAUUGUUAGUAAUGGACUGCUUGGAAUGUUCACACCAUCAGUGAGCAUUCAAACUGACAGGAGCACAUAUCCCGGUGUGGAUGACAUCCGCUAUCAGUUUUAUAAUCUAGCCUAUCUCAUCUCAUGGAUCAUCUUGAUGUCCUCUCUUUCGCCUUAUCUCUCCAUGACCAGCAUUGAUGACUAUAAGAACAAAGCCCAAUUCCAGCUGUGGAUUUCAGGCCUGAACCCUUCUGCUUACUGGUUUGGACAGGCUCUGGUUGAAGUUCCCAUCUACUUAUUAUUCAUUUUAUUUAUGUACUUAGUAUUCUAUGCCUCAAAGCUCCAAGGGGAUAUAUAUACAACUGUUGAUAUAUUUAUUCAGAUUCUCUACAUUGUUGGUUAUUCCAUAUCAAUGAUCUUCAUGACAUAUGUGAUUUCGUUCAUUUUUCGUAAUGGGAAAAAAAAUAGUGGCAUCUGGUCAUUUUGCUUCUAUUUUGUCACACUGGUUUCCACAGUUUUCAUGGUUGAUUUCUUUAUGGAGACAUCUCAGUUUUGGACCAGUAUCUUAAUUCCACCUGCCACCUUGGUUGGUUGCACACUGCUACAUUUUGAUCACUGUUUAAAUGCAUAUUAUGGCAUCAUUUCCGCAGAACAAGAGAAGAAACAUGACUUCCUGGCAUUCCUAGUAUCCUAUGUCCACAUUAUCAUCUUUCUUGUUAUUCUUCGAUGUCUGGAAUGGAAGCUUGGAAAUAAAACAAUGAGAAAGGAUCCUGUCUUUAGAAUUUCUCCAAGAAGGAGUAGUGUAUCUCACAACCCAGAAGACCCAGAAAGGGAGGAUGAGGAUGUCCAGCUAGAAAGAGUAAGAACAGCAAAUGCUUUGACAUCUCCAAACUUCGAGCAGACACCUGCCAUUAUUGCUAGCUGUCUUCGCAAGGAGUAUACAGAGAACAAAUGCCUCUUUUUUAAGAAAAAGAAGAAAAUAGCAACAAGAAAUGUCUCUUUCUGUGUUAGAAAAGGUGAAGUUCUAGGAUUAUUAGGGCACAAUGGGGCUGGUAAAAGCACAGCCAUUAGGAUGAUAACUGGAGAAGCAAAGCCAAGUGCAGGACAGGUGCUACUGAGUGGCAGCAGCGAGGCCAAGCCCCUCGGGUUCCUGGGGUACUGUCCUCAGGAGAACGUGCUGUGGCCCAGCCUGACCGUGAGGGAACACCUGGAGGUGUUUGCGGCCGUGAAGGGGCUGAGCAAGGCCGACGCUCCGGGGGCCAUCACACGGUUGGUGGAGGCGCUCAAGCUGCACGACCAGCUGCAAGCACCCGUGAAGACCUUGUCAGAGGGGAUAAAGAGAAAGUUGUGUUUUGUGCUGAGCAUCUUGGGGGGCCCGUCGGUGGUGCUUCUGGAUGAGCCGUCCACCGGGAUGGACCCCGAGGGCCAGCAGCAGAUAUGGAAAGCCAUCCAGGCUACCUUUAGAAACACAGAGAGGGGCGCUCUCCUGACCACCCACUAUAUGGCAGAGGCCGAGGCUGUGUGUGACCGUGUGGCCAUCAUGGUGUCCGGAAGACUGAGAUGUAUCGGCUCCAUCCAGCACCUGAAAAGCAAAUUCGGCAAAGAUUAUCUGUUGGAGAUGAAGGUAAAGACCCCAGCACAUGUAGAACCCCUCCACGCAGAAAUCCUGAGGCUCUUCCCCCGGGCUGCUCGGCAGGAAAGGUACUCUUCUCUGAUGGUGUAUAAAUUGCCAGUGGAGGAUGUUCAACCUUUAUCACAAGCCUUCUUCAAAUUAGAGACAGUUAAACACAGCUUCGACGUGGAGGAGUACAGCCUCUCGCAGUCCACCCUGGAGCAGGUUUUUCUGGAACUCUCCAAGGAGCAGGAGCUGGGUGAUUUUGAUGAGGAACUGGAUCCUUCAUUGAGGUGGAAGCUCCUCCCACAGGAAGAGGCUUGAAGCUCCAAAUAUCUCUUUUUUCUUUAUGCUUGUUACUCUUUUAUAGCAAUAAUAUGCCUUACCUCAGAUAUAACACAAAAUACUUUUGAAACUCACAGUGUAACUUUUCUCCAUAAUGUUACUAAUAGUGGGGCAGGUGGGUACAGUCAGCAAGACCAGCGACAGAGCCUGAAAUUAGGCCAGACCAGGCAGCCUAGGUAACCCGCAAGCACACCCCAUUUCACACAGUGUUGAAUUAAAAUAGCAUUUAUGAUGAUUUGUUUACAUGGCUGAGGAUUAUACAGAGACUAUUUAAUUUCUUUCCCCGAACUUCACAAUAUUUGAAUAUUUUAUCUUUUUGAUUAAGUAAAAUUAAGACACAAUAUUCAUUUUAGAAGAGAGACAAUCGGUUGAGUACCUAGCAGCAUGGUCCUUAUUUCUUGUAAUUCACUAUUCUAACCUGUACCCAAUUUCCUGACUCUCUUUUGUAACUAUAAAGAAAAUUUGAAACAUGUUAAAUCAAAUACUUGUGAUAAGGAUUUCAAUGCUCAAAUUGAUGAGUAUUUUACCAUAUACAUCUUACAUCCAAAUAAAAUACUGAAUGGUUUCCCUAAGAUGAGAAAACCAACAUAUAUCAUAUAAGUAAUUUAAAGAGAAAAAUAAAAGAUAGAUGAUAAGAAACACAGAG